This is a messenger RNA of Glycine soja, 2151 nucleotides long. RefSeq lists its product as uncharacterized. The transcript has 5 exons. NCBI's taxonomy places the organism in Eukaryota, Viridiplantae, Streptophyta, Magnoliopsida, Fabales, Fabaceae. The coding region runs from base 392 to 1846 and encodes 484 amino acids. The record is from RefSeq and is a predicted model, not a curated record.
GAGAAAACAAAAAGGCACUACAACUCAUUGCUCCAGAGUCCAUACUCCGGACUAGUUCUCUUGCCUUCUUCUGCCCUAAAAAUUGUUCCACUUCUGGAAUUUUAUCCUAGAAUUUUAGUGUUAGCAAUCCCUCAUUCGUUUAUUUAAAAUCAAUGUACCUUUUGGUUGGAGGAUGCAUGAAGUUUAUGGGAGGACAGGAGAUAAAAACUAUAUGAUUGAAUGUGUGUGCAUAAAAAUUUAUAGACAUGCCCUCUUAUAUAGGCCAGUAAUUAUUUAAGAAUUUUGGGUGUUUCUUCAUUCUAUAGGAUCACUUUGACAGUUUGACUUGUCCGGCACCAACUUCUGGUAUUACUAUUGUCUGAGUUCUCAGGAGUUCUUUCACAGAAGGUAGAUGGGUUCUAGAAUCCCAUCUCAUAAGCUUAGCAAUGGCCUCUACGUAUCAGGACGGCCGGAGCAGCCCAAAGAAAGAACUCCAACAAUGACAUCAACAGCCGUGCCAUAUACCGGUGGAGACAUAAAAAAGUCUGGAGAAUUGGGGAAGAUGUUUGAUAUUCCUGUUGAUGGCUCUAAAUCUAGGAAAUCUGGACCAAUAACAGGUGCUCCAUCACGGACUGGAUCUUUUGGAGGAGCUGGUUCGCAUUCUGGACCUAUGCAGCCUAAUGCUGCUGCUCGAGCCACCUAUACUUCAGGUCCAAUGACUUCUGGUGGCAUGGCUGGUUCGACUUCAAUGAAGAAAUCAAAUUCUGGGCCACUGAAUAAGCAUGGGGAACCUGUUAAAAAGUCUUCUGGUCCUCAGUCUGGUGGAGUUACACCAGUUGGGCGUCAAAAUUCUGGACCUCUUGCUCCCGUUCUACCUACAACAGGUCUCAUUACAUCUGGGCCCAUAUCAUCUGGCCCACUAAAUUCUUCUGGGGCUCCUCGGAAAGUGUCUGGUCCUUUGGAAGCGACGGGUUCUAUGAAGCUUCAAGGUUCUGCUGCUGUUCACAACCAAGCUGUGACUGUUCUUAGUCAAGGUGAUGAUUCCUUCAGAAGGAAUUUUCCGAAGGCGGUGUUAUGGUUAUUAAUUCUGCUUUUUGUGAUGGGUUUCAUUGCUGGUGGUUUUAUUCUUGGAGCAGUGCACAAUGCUAUUCUCCUUAUUGUAGUUGUGAUUCUUUUUGGCUUAGUUGCUGCAUCUUUCACUUGGAAUACUUAUUGGGGAAGAAGAUCUAUUAUGGGCUUUGUUACUCAUUAUCCAGACUCUGAGCUUAGAACUGCAAAAAAUGGGCAAUUCGUGAAGGUCUCUGGGGUUGUUACCUGCGGUAAUGUGCCUCUUGAGUCAUCUUUCCAGAAAGUUCCCAGAUGUGUAUAUACGUCAACAAGUUUAUAUGAGUAUCGAGGAUGGGACUCAAAAGCUGCCAAUCCUGCACACCGUCGGCUUACUUGGGGCCUUAGAUUGCUGGAAAGGCGCGUGGUUGACUUCUACAUCUCAGAUUUCCAGUCUGGUUUAAGGGCACUGGUUAAGACUGGGCAUGGAGCAAGAGUGACCCCUUAUGUUGAUGACUCAGUUCUCAUCAAUGUAAAUCCAACCAAAGAAGAGCUUUCACCAGAGUUUCUCCGGUGGUUGGGAGAGAGGAAUCUUUCAAGUGAUGACCGCAUCAUGCGGCUGGAAGAAGGGUACAUCAAAGAAGGAAGCACAGUAAGUGUAAUGGGAGUUGUUCAGAGGAAUGAGAAUGUGCUUAUGAUUGUUCCUCCGCCAGAUCCAAUCACUACUGGUUGCCAAUGGACCAAAUGCAUUUUUCCAUCUAGUCUUGAGGGUAUAGUUUUAAGAUGUGAAGAUGCAUCCAAGAAUGACGUGAUACCAGUUUAACAGUAUGUGCUAUGAGGGUGCUUGUAGCAUCUUCUAAUUGGUGUUCUUAGAUAGUAUUCUUUUCCCCUCUAUUAUUAGUGGUGGUGGAAUAUCAUAGUGACAAAUUAUUAUAGAUUAAGAUGGCAAAGUUGUGUGUGCGCCCGCCUUCUUUUUCUCCUUUAAAUUGUUGUAUAGUUCUGGUUGUUUUGAUGUUCUUCUAGGGUUUGUUAAUGUUUGGUGCGGUAAAAAUUCUUACUUGUACGAGCAUAUUGUGAUUAUGCUAACAUGCUAAAUAGAAUACAAUUUUUGUUUGUGUUUGCAAAUCU